Messenger RNA from Monomorium pharaonis (pharaoh ant), 4241 nucleotides. RefSeq lists its product as uncharacterized. Bases 986 to 1513 code for a protein of 175 amino acids. The transcript has a single exon. Gene Ontology annotation, biological process: sensory organ development; Notch signaling pathway. Lineage: Eukaryota; Metazoa; Arthropoda; Insecta; Hymenoptera; Formicidae. The record is from RefSeq and is a predicted model, not a curated record.
ACACGUAGGACGUAGAAUUUCUACAUUGCAAUGCAUCUUGAGUCACGCUACUUUGCGUGUUAAAAUUGAAUACACAAUCGAUUGUACUUUACAUGAGUUGAUAUAAUAAACGUUUCGUGAAUAUAAGAAUCGACUAGUCCGUAAUUAAACAUUGAGCUUUCUUUGUUCGUAUCAUUAUCUCUAUUAUCACCGGUGUCAUAACUUAUCAUUCUCAAGGCACGUCAGUUCUUAUGUUAACGUAGCAACAAGUUCAAUAUUCUGUAUUCAGUGUAAAGCCGCGCGACGACAAACUCUGUCUCACCUCACGCAAGCUCGCGUGACGUGCACGAACGUGUCGCGACAGGUUCGAACAAGUCUCGAAGGAGCAACACCACCCCCUUCAUACUAGAAAUCCGGGCUGUAUCCUAGAGAAAGAGAAGAGACCCUCCUUUAGAAAACUUAAGAAAUCGGAGUCACGUGGAACAAGUAAGCGAGGAUUCACCGCGUAGAAGGUCGAAUGGGGGUGAUCACGGGGGUGUGCGCGCACGUGUAUGUGUAUCACGAAGGGGCCCCUGCGAGCAGGGUGCUGCGAGGACCGAGGUAGGUGGUGGGCGAUCGGGCGGUGAAGGCGGAGGAGGGAGAAGACCGGCAGAUGGUCGGCGUGGACCCCGACGUGGGAAGCUCCGAAUUCUCCGAGUUCCCACAGCCAGAGUGCACCUGCCUCCCCCACUCUGCACCCCGUGCAGCCUCGACGGGGCUAUAUAAGGACGGGGUUGCUCGUACUAAGGUACCAUUCGCUCACUAGCCUUUCGCUUCAAAGCGACUUGCCCGAAAGCACAUAUUCCGCUUUCAAGUUCUCCCGCCAAGUUCCUAUCGAACGACAGUUCGUGCCACGUGUUCCGAGUUUCGACAGUUCAGAAGAAACCGGUUCGUGUACCGUGGUCCGAAGGAGAACACACAAUCAGAGAGAAAGAGAAAGAGAGAGGGAGAGAGAGAAAGAAGAAAGAUGGCCGCUGCCACUAUCAUGAGCGAACCUGCGCUGUUCGACUUCGAGCUCAACGACGUCUUCGAGAACGAGUUCAACGAUAAUCUGUACAACCUGAAGAUGUCAGAAGACAAGGCCGUGAACAGUCGCAAGAGCAGACGCAUACUGAAACCGCUGAAGCCACUAUUGCGAAUGCUGAAGAAGCGCACGAGCAGUUACAUCAAGAAAAACAAACAUCAGGCGGCUGUGCCUCAGGUGGGGAUCUUCACCGAGGAGAUCGAGAACCAGAACAACGCCAACGAGGCGCUGGAGCGUAGACUCCUGCAGGAGCUACGGGACGCCGAGGAGGGAGCCGCCAUCACCGUCUGCCUGGACGGACAGAUGACCGUCGUGCCGGUUGUGCCUGGUCAGUGCUACGUGCCGGUGCAUUUCGCCCAUACUCACGCUGGCGACUUCUACUGGACAACUCUCAGCAUGGCCGACCGGGACCUGUGCUACAAGGAACGCGCCUUCUCGCAGUACCAGCUUCCCGAGGUGCAAGUGGCGUGAGGUGUCAUCGUCGAGAACGACAGCAUCUACCUCAAAGGCGAAUCAUCUGAGCUGAUUACACGAGAUUCGCUGAACUUCCUCCCGCGGAAGCGUCCUCGAGGUCAAGAAUUGACGCUGUCAAUCGAGAGUUGUGGGAUGACAGCUAAUAGACAUUUCGAAACUGUGAUCGUUAGGUUAUAUCACUUAGAUUUUAGUUCAUUGACAAUUGACUGAUCGAGAACACAUGACAGCAUUCCUCAUAGAUGUAAAAUUAAUACGUCAAAGAGAAAGAGAGAUGCGUUAUAUUUUUUUUAUUUACUUUUUUUUACAUUGCGGCGACACGUUUGUCGCAUUUGUGAUAUUUGUACCUAUAUUUUAUAGAGAGAAUUAUUCCGAGAUUGUGAUAUCGGCUUUAAUGUCAGCAAGUAUCGCUGACACUUUCCUAUUUGUCUUCCAAUAUGUUUGUUUAAAAUAAAUGUUACUUAUAAGAGCAAAUGUACCUUGUGCCAAUUAAUAUUUCCCUUCAUCUUAGUCUUAAGUAUAAUUUUAAGAAUAUCAUAGAAAUCUUAAAUCAUAUAUAUUAUUUAAAAUACAUAUUUUCUAACCGUAAAAAAAAGAAAGGUUAUCAAAGAGAUACAUUUAAAAAAUGCUUUUAAGUUUGACGUUCUUAAAAAUCGUUUCUUUGCGUCAUAUUAAUCACAUUAUUAAUUAUAAGAUUAUUUUCAAAAAAUUUCUCUUUCAAAGGGGUUUCUUUUAAAAUUCAUUUCAUUAAAUUCAGCGAUUCAAAAAUUCCUCAAGAACGAACGCAAAAGAUUUGACCAAGCAUUUACCCUAAGUUCAAAGUAACGUCGGACAAAAUUAUUUCGUCCACAAAAAGAUGAGAUGAAAGAGAUUUUAGGCGGGAAGAUUUCUUCCCAAUGUGAGUGUAUGAAUGAAUGGAGCACGUCGAAGGAACCUGUGACUGUCAGGUAUAAUUUUCUAAAGAGAGAGAAUCUCAAAUAUUUUAAAUUAUUUUUUUCUAAAUUUUGAUUUAACCAUUCAUUACUAAAUAGAGUUAUUGUUACAUUUAUAACAUUUCAACAUUUUUAUGUCAAUAAAAUAGUCUCAAACUCAGUUACACUUUUUAAUAUAAUACAAUAAGUUAUAGAGAUACACGAUAUUAAACUUCUUUAUAAUAAAUUUAGAAAUAAAAAAAAAGUAAACAAUAGUUCGUUUAAUCAAACAUUUUAUACAGAUAAUCAACAUUAUGCGCACGUGUUGACCAUAUGUGACAGACACAUGUCCAUUGUGGAAUAGAUAAGGGUGCAUGCUCGCAUGAUUUUCUACAGCAGACACAAGGGUAGGAAAAACCCCAACCCUUAAAAAGAUAAUACAAGAUACAACGAUGCUCAGUAACCGCACAUUGAAAUAUAAUAGAAUAAUCGGAGGGGUGCAUAAUUUGCAAAUUAUACGAUAGGGCUGAUACAAUUUUGUUUGCUUAAUAGAGACACUCAAUCGUGAAACAGUAUCACCUGACACUACCUGAAUUUAUAUAAUUUUUUAAUUUUGUAUAAAUAAGCAAUUUGGAUUGUUUGCAGUGAGAACAAUAAGCUUAUUAUUUUAUUAUUAAGACUUAAAUUUAAAAAAAUACGAUAUAUGCAAUUCUUACAUAUUAAUAUUUAUCUAAUUUAUAUUGUUAUAAAAUAUAAAUAAUUUCCUCUCUCUCUCUCUCUCUCUCUCUCUCUCUCUCUCUCUCAAUAUAAUUAAUACAAUCAAUAUAUAAUAUACUAUUAUAUAUAGAUAACAAAUAACCAAACUCAUGCCAUGCUAUCUUUUCUAAUUCAGUUUCACUUCUAAUUUAAUUUAAAAAAUCAAUAAAAACACGGCAAAAUAUAUUAUUAAAAUAAUAAACUUUUAACAUCAAUUUUUACAUAAUUGUAGAACUGAUUAAACAAUUUAGUGACAAGGUAGCGAAAACAAGGUGACUUAUUACGUAUAAAAAAGAAAUUAUAUUUGCAGUCUUCCCUUGAUAUUGGGGUAGGUAGGAUACAGGUCAGCCUGUAGGCAAGGCAACCCUUCGGACAACCCUGCAUUAGAUACAGGUUUGCACCCGCGUUGGAGGGGCAAAAGCUUUCUUUAGCACACUCUUCCAUUCAAAGGAGGUCAGGAACGACACGGCGACAUUGUAAAAUAACUUUGUAAAGCCCGCCCGGAAUGUAUCAAUUACGCGAGUUAUUUUCACCGGCGGCAUCGCGACAUCGCGUCGAUUAAAUAAAUUAAUUCAUUAUCCUGUUACAGUUGCUCCCCUUUCCCCUCCCCAUUCGCGCCACGUUCUCUCACCUCAUUUACGGUCGUCUCACGGCUAUCCGGGCCGCGUAAAUUGGUCGGAACGAGUAUGUCGCAACCGUUCGAUAACCCUUUUUCGUAAUUACAGUGAUUAAAAUGUUUCGCGCAGGAAUUUUUCCCCGUACAAGAUCGGUCUUGCCGAAUAAUGUAUAUACGACGGGAACACCUCAACUCGCACCCGUUCGUCAUCAAAGGCAUUCGAGAUAUUCGUGAAUUUGUGUAACAGAAGAAUUUGUGUCACAAUGCUACCUCAAAUGUCAAUCCGUGACUAAUUACAUUUAAGAUUCAUAAAAUCUUACACAAACAACAAUUACGUUUAUUUAAAAAAAAAUUAUCUAAAACAAAAAAAUAAAAUUGUUUAAAAUUUGCAAAUUCAGAUAUAAUAUAUCCAAAAAGAACGACUCCGUCGAGAUAAAUAUUGAAA